Myotis daubentonii (Daubenton's bat) is the source of this 4577-nucleotide messenger RNA. It is a transcript of the gene PSD2, whose product is annotated as pleckstrin and Sec7 domain containing 2. Gene Ontology annotation, biological process: regulation of ARF protein signal transduction. NCBI's taxonomy places the organism in Eukaryota, Metazoa, Chordata, Mammalia, Chiroptera, Vespertilionidae. Gene Ontology annotation, molecular function: protein binding; phospholipid binding; guanyl-nucleotide exchange factor activity. The record is from RefSeq and is a predicted model, not a curated record.
GCCGAGGACCGGCCCAGUGCCCGGUGUUGGCAGAGCCUCCAUCCUGCUCCCAGCUGCAGGAGGACAUGGCGGGGCAGAUCUAACGGAGUCCCAGGAGCAGCCAGCUCAGGGUAGAGCAGUGCCUGCCAUGGAUGAGGAUAAGCUCCCAUCUGUACUGCCUGGGGAAGAUGGUGCCACCCGGGACCCCAGCCUGGAGCCCGCGGAGGAGCCCCCAGUCCAGAAUGGAAUGGCGGCCAGCGAGGACCUGAAUAGUAGCCACAACAGCCCAGGGCGUGAGAUGAGGGGCACCCUGGUGGACACUGAGGAGCCCACAAAGGGCCCGGACAUGGCCCUCCAUGGCCUCAGCCUUGGCCUCUCCCUCACCAACGGUCUAGUCCUGGGGCCGGACUCGAACAUUCUUGGUGAUUCCACGGGGUCCAGGCCCUGGGGGGCGGGCGGGCUAGCAGAAGGAGAAGAUGCCUCUCGGAGCUUUUGUCCAGACACUGAGGACCUUCAACCAGGGCUGGGUGGCCCUGGAGAGCCAGAUGUCCGGGACGGCUUCAGUGCCACGUUUGAGAAGAUUGUGGAGUCGGAACUGCUACGGGGCACCCAGUACAGCAGCCUCGACUCCCUAGACGUGCUGAGCCUCACGGACGAGAGCGACAGCUGUGUCAGCUUCGAGGCUCCCCUUACACCCCUCAUCCAGCAGCGGGCCCGUGACAGCCCUGAGCCAGGGAGUUCUGUGGGCCUUGGGGACAUGGGGCCCGCAGGGGACAUGGGAGCAGCCGGCGGUGAUGGGGAGCUGGGCAGCCCCCUGCGGCGUUCCAUCUCCAGCAGCCGCUCAGAGAACGUCCUGAGCUGCCUGUCUCUCACGGCCGUGCCCAAUGGCUUCCAUGAAGAUGGACUCCAGGGCCCAGGCGGGGAUGAGGAGGAGGAAGAGGAGGAGGACACGGACAAGCUGCUGAACUCGGCCAGUGACCCCAGCCUCAAGGAUGGCCUGUCCGACUCGGACUCAGAGCUGAGCAGCUCGGAGGGGCUGGAGCCUGGCAGCACAGAUGCGCUGGCCAACGGGUGCCAGGGCGUCAGCGAAGCUGCUCGGCGGCUGGCUCGCCGCCUCUACCACCUCGAGGGCUUCCAGCGCUGUGACGUCGCCCGGCAGCUGGGCAAGAACAACGAGUUCAGCAGGCUGGUGGCCGGGGAGUACCUCAGCUUCUUCGACUUCUCAGGCCUAACUCUGGACAGAGCGCUCAGAACCUUCCUGAAGGCCUUCCCGCUGAUGGGGGAGACACAGGAGCGAGAGCGGGUCCUCACUCACUUCUCCCGCCGGUACUGCCAGUGCAACCCCGAUGACAGCACCUCGGAAGAUGGGAUCCACACGCUCACCUGUGCCCUGAUGCUGCUCAACACGGACCUGCAUGGACAUAACAUUGGCAAGAAGAUGUCCUGCCAGCAAUUCAUUGCCAACUUGGACCACCUGAAUGAUGGCCAAGACUUUGCCAAAGACCUGCUGAAGGCCCUUUACAACUCCAUCAAGAAUGAAAAGCUGGAAUGGGCCAUUGACGAGGAUGAGCUGAGGAAGUCACUGUCUGAGCUGGUGGAUGACAAGUUUGGGACCGGCACAAAGAAGGUGACACGGAUCCUGGAUGGUGGCAACCCCUUCCUGGACGUCCCACAGGCUCUCAGCGCUACCACCUACAAGCAUGGUGUGCUGACCCGGAAGACCCACGCGGACAUGGAUGGCAAGAGGACGCCCCGUGGGAGGCGUGGCUGGAAGAAAUUCUAUGCGGUGCUCAAAGGGACCAUCCUGUACCUGCAGAAGGAUGAGUACAGGCCUGACAAAGCUCUGUCUGAGGGUGACUUGAAGAACGCCAUCCGCGUGCACCAUGCUCUGGCCACCCAGGCCUCUGACUACAGCAAGAAGUCCAACGUGCUCAAGCUGAAGACGGCUGACUGGAGGGUCUUCCUGUUCCAGGCACCGAGCAAAGAAGAAAUGCUGUCCUGGAUCCUUAGGAUCAACCUGGUGGCCGCCAUCUUCUCAGCCCCGGCCUUCCCAGCUGCUGUCAGCUCCAUGAAGAAGUUCUGUCGGCCCCUGCUGCCCUCCUGCACCACUCGCCUCUGCCAGGAGGAGCAGCUGCGUUCUCAUGAGAAUAAGUUGAGGCAGGUGGCGGCAGAGCUGGCUGAGCACCAGUGUCGCCCAGUGGAGCGGGGCCACAAGUCCAAGGAGGCGGAGGAGAGCCGGCUGAAGGAGCACUAUCUCACAUUUGAGAAAAGCCGUUAUGAGGCCUAUAUCCACCUCCUGGCUGAGAAAAUCAAAGUGGGCUCAGAUGACCUGGAGCGGAUUGAGGCCCGGCUGGCCCCCCUGGAAGGGGACGACCCUUCCCUCCGCAAGACACACUCGAGCCCUGCCCUCAGCCAGGGCCAUGGAACUGUGACUGGCAGCAAAGCCACGAAGGAUACCACUGGACCUGAGACUUAGCUGCACGGAUGAGCAGGCCCCAGAAGCAGGCAGAUGCCCCGAGAGGGGUCAGAGAGCACAAUUCCAGCCACAGGCCAAUUGGGCCAGCUCCAGGCAGUUGAUGGGCAGCCAUAGGGGUGUGGAGAGCCCCAUGAGCCAAGGAGUUGGAGAUGCUAUCCAUGGCAUUGAUUUUGUAUUCUAGGGCUUUUCUGGGCCUCAGACCCUCUCCUCAGCCCUUGCAUCCCUGUCCACCACGGAGCCUCAUGUUGUAGGCCUGUUGUGUGCAUGCUCUAUAUACCAUCUCACUGGUGAAGCGGAAGGGCAGUGGACUUCCCAGGCCUUCGUCUUCUCACAACUUCUUCCCUCAUCUCCCUUGUUUCGAAGGGCAGGCCUGGACUCCAGGUCUCAGCUUGGACCCCCACCCUUUUUCCUUCUCCUUCCUCUGAGUUGAGCAGCAGCAGGUCUGCAGACCACCAGCACUAUCCUCCCUUCCUCUACACAGCAGCCUCUGGAAACACACCCCAUUCUCCCGCUCACAUUGCAAUAAUCAAGGACCCGGGUCUGUUCCUCCGAGCUGAGCUGUCUCCACUCAUGUGUGCGUCCAUCUCACCUUCCAUCCAUUGAGGCCACUGCUGCUUUCUUUUAUACGGACACAAGUAUAUAGAUACAGGAAUUACAUAUCUAUAUAAGAACCCCCUUUAAAGAUGGUUUUGGAACUGAUAUCAAUUAAAAUAAGAUGAAGGAAAAGCCCAUUUCAGGGCUGCUAUCUGGCCCCCUGGUGGCCCUGACACUCUGGAAGGAAAGGUGGAAAUAGUAUUGACCUCCUCUCACUCCAUUUCCCCGCCUCUUCCGGCUGACCUGUGACUUACAUGGCUCUAACAGUUGAUGUUUUGGAAUAAAUAGGCAGUGUGUGUGUGCCACCCUACCUGUCCCACAGGCAUCAUGGUGUGUGAGUGGGGCGGGGCCGUGGCUCUGUUUAUUUUUUGGUCUUUAUGUUGGUGCUGCCAGGUCUCUGUGCUCCAGAGAUGGCCUCUCGUUCAGAUCUACUGUUACAGGAAUAAAAGACAAUCUGCCUUGCAAACAGCCACUUGUCAACAAGCUGGAAGACAUUUGAUGGGGGAAAGGUUGUGGAAACUGUUCAUCCUUGGUCUUGGGAAAAGGUGGAAUGACAAGUUGCUGGUUGUUUUUUAAGUUGGUAUUUCUUUCACUGUUGUAGUGACUCAGGAAUGCUAGCUAAGGACAUGUUUGGGAAGAAAGAGAAAUUUGCCACAUGAUGAUCACAGACUAGCAUCCUUUAAACCCUGAGUCCUUCAGGCUGACAAGUGGUGGGGGUGAUGACACCCUCAGUGCAGCGAUGAUGAGUAAAUCCUUUCUAUUUUUUAAAUAAUGUAGUUGGGCCAGCAAUUUGAUCUCAGUGGUAACAUAUUUAGUUAAUAAGUCAACCUUGCAACUAAGUACCCAACAUUUACAAGUCCACUCAUAUUUGAUGCGAGGGAUUUGUGAAUCUGUGGAGAGAUGUAGUGAUUUAAAUCCAGAUGAUUUCAUUUGGAUUGUGUGAAAAUGGUGGCGGCGUAGGUGGAAGCUACAAUGACAGUCUCCCAGGACCAAACUGGAAAUACAACUAAAAUACAGAAGCACCACCCUGAAAAAUCAACUGAGGACGAGCUGGAGAGAACCCCGAUAACCAAGGACAGAAAGCAGAUUAUUUAAUUUGGAUCAGCUGAAGUGUAUUUCUAAUCAAACCAUCGGGCCCUUCAUUUUGCUGAGGAUAACUAAGUGCUCAUUUAAGUGAAAUUGAAAGAACAGUGUGGCAACAUAAAGAGCUCUCUGUGCUUUCUCCAUGCUGUCUCAAAGGUCUUUUGAUUUGGGGGGUCAGCUUCCCACAAUCCACCUUCUGAGGGCAGGUGAGUGAAAACAGAGGCGCAAGCCCUGUCUGUUGCAGACAGAUGCACUUCCCUGAGCACUUGUUGUGCCUCCGAUCAGUAAAAAACAUUUUUUAGCUCACUUUCUUAAUUGUAUAAUUAUUUAUUGUAAAUUAUAUACAUGUUCUACUGUACUAAAAUAUUAUGUACAUUAUAAAACAUACACAAAAAUAGAAAUUUAAAAAAGAUGAGAUGAAAAUAAAUGUAAAUCAAAGUUCUAA